AUGGAGGACAAUCGGAUACUAGGAGAGGAUCUCCCUCUCACUGUCGACCAGCUAUUCGAACGUCUGGGACAUAUCCCCGGAUAUACGUGGGACACGAGUCUCCGGCCCGUUCACUCCUCUUACGAUCAUUGGCAGGUUACGGGAACGAAGCAUUCCUCCGAGCCUGACGCGUUUUCAUCGACCCCAGCUUCGUCUUCAUCCUUUUCCAAAGACUCCAACACCACGCAGGACCUCCAGAGAUCGGACUCGAGCUCGGUUUCUCGCAAUAAUAGCCGGGGUAGCCUGAGUGAAGGAAGCAGUGGGAUUACGUCGCCUCGCACGGAGCUCGACGUUUCCGUUGCGGUGGUUGCGCGUAUAUCGAGCCAUAUAAUUCGUUUGGAACGAGAAUAUCAUUCCAUGAAGACCAUAAUUGACAUGUCAGACCCGGAAUGCAAACACACAGUUCGUCCAAUAGAUAUUAUUCGUUUGCCCGCCCAGCAUGGUCAUCGCGUAUCCUUGCUGGUGACAAUAUUUGAAUUCCCCGGCCCAAAUUACCUUGGCCAGUUGGUGAGCUUCGGCUCAGCGUUCUAUCAGACCAACGGGAAUUAUGACCUUACAAAAUUUCCGCCCGUGGGUGAGAUCCCGUUGUCUAUCUUCCUAGAUUUUGCCAUCGGUGCUUGCGAAUGCCUAGAACUUUUACAUUACGGCUUGAAGAAUGUCCAUGGCGAGAUCCGAGCUGAUGCUUUCUACUUCAACCGGGAAACCGGGGCUGUAAAGCUUUCGAAUACCGGAAACGGCUCGAGAUCUUUCGAUAACGCGCUUAGUGAAGGCUGGUCCACGCUAUCUAGGGAGUCGGGUGCAAAAGACAAAUUGCGGUCUAUUGCCCCAGAGCAAACCGGACGACUCCUUACGGAACCUGAUAGCCGGACUGACAUCUAUGCACUUGGUGUGCUCUUUUGGUCCAUGCUUGCCGGUAGACCGGCCUUCGAUGGAAAUGACCCAGUUGAGGUGGUACAAAACGUUUUAACUAAAAGGUUAAGCCCGGUGACAAGUAGGCGGAUGGAUAUACCUGAUGCAAUCUCGGCCGUGAUUCAAAAGAUGACCCAAAAACAAAUAACUGACAGGUAUCACACCAUUUCCUCCGUCAAAAUGGAUUUGCAGAAGAUAGUCAAGCUACUGGGUGAUGGUGACGCCGAAGCGCUCAAGAACUUUCAGAUCGCCCAGAGGGAUGUCAGCGCAUUUUUUACUUUACCUACUGCUUUGUAUGGUCGCAAAGAGGAAUGCGAGCGGAUCCUUCAAGUCGUCCACAAAGCGCAGAAACGUGUGCAGGAACUCCCAGUUCCCAAUGCAAAGGCUAACAUUCAGCCCAAGCACUCUUUCAGCUCCGGUUCCUCCAUGUCCGGUGACCGUAUUGACACAGUUGAAAUUGGGGAUGCUUCUAGCGAUUCUGGAUCUUACGGGAUAGCAAGUUUUAGAAAUACUUCUUCACCGGCAGCCGCCCUGCUACCCCACCUUUCGCCGCAGGAAUCUGUUAACAGUGCUGACUCGUCAACAUCCACACAAAAGAAUCUGCCGUUGAGUCGCGUGAAAAGCCCAAUAGAUUCUCGCCUUUCUUGGGAUAAUAGUGAAAAAGAGGCUAGUGUCGGCAGCCAUAACCCCCAGUUUGAUACUCUUCCAUGGUUGGGCAAACUGAUGGCGCAGUCGAAAUAUCGUCACGGUGGUAGAUGUGAGAUAAUCACGAUAUCUGGAACUGGAGGUUUGGGAAAAUCGGACCUAAUACAGAGAGUUCAACCGGAAAUCCGGAGACGGGGGUACAUGGCAGUUGCGCGACUUGAUCGUUCUCGCAGGGUUCCAUUUGAGCCUUUCAUUAGAGUGUUGGCGACGCUAUUGCAACAGAUAUUUUCUGAACGGGAUAUCAAUACCGAAUACCAUAAUUCCAUCCGUACGACACUGCGGCCGAUAUGGCGAAGCCUUCGUCGCACACUUGAUCUACCGGAGCAGCUGAUCUAUCCUUCGUCUGGCCAGGGCAAACAGCUGGGGUCUAAAACUACGGUGCUUCCAUUACAUGAUAUAAAAGAAGCGCCCGAAAGAGAAAUCAGUCCUGACCAUACUGGUUUUGUGAGUUUAAGCUUUGGCCCAACAUCGAAAAGCUUUUGUCAGGAACCGCCUUCCGCCAAAACUCUUCGAUUUGCAGACAUUUUCAUGGAUGCCUUGAGAACGAUGACAUUGCACAAGUUAAUCUGUAUCUGUUUGGAAGACGUACAAUACGCGGAUGAUGAGUCUUCCAACCUGCUGCUCGAAAUCAUGCGGACGAAAUUGAGAUGCGUUUUCAUCGUUACAGGCCGCCCUGAGGAAAUUGUUCUCCCUGAUGUCAGGCUGCUUUUUCAUACUGAAGGUCCACAAAUCACAAGGAUCGAACUUGGCCCUCUGAGUGAAAAUGACAUCCUCAACUACGUCGCUGCAACUCUUCACCGUCCGCCCGACAAGUCGUUGAUCCCGCUCGCUGCGAUUAUUCAAGAGAAAAGUCGAGGGAUCCCUUUCUACAUUAGACUGAUCUUAGAGACUUGCAGUCGCAAAAAUUGCAUAUGGUAUUCUUGGAGAGAUUCUACCUGGCAGUUUGACAUUGAUCGGAUAUUCACAGAGCUUGCUACUCCGGAUUAUGGUCAAGAUCUACAGGUUGACUUUGUCGCGAAAAGGUUCGAAGAACUGCCUGCGGAGGCACGGUCAAUUUUACUCUGGGCGGCGUUGCUCGGUAGCCCAUUUUACUUCUCUGUGAUUCAGAAAUUACUCAGUGGAGAAUUCCCACAAGUUUCUGAUGCUGCUGAAGGCGAUUGUGCCAAACGUCGAAAGAGAACUAAACUCACUCAAUCGAGUAGCAGCGUCAUUGCUGGGCUUCAAUACCUGCUCCAAUCUUAUAUCAUUCUUCCAGGUGAUACUGACGACGAGUUCAGGUUCUCUUUUGACCGCUAUGCGCAGGCCGCGACACUCAUGGAGCAAUGCCACAAUCCAGAUCAAAUGCACUUCAUUAUUGCUCAGACAUUAAUGAAAUACUUCGCCUCGGAUGAAAAAAUGCUAUAUUCGCGAGCCCAUCAUAUAUCAAAAGCGGCAAAACUGAUAAAGGAGAAUGUACCUCAUCGCAUCAGAUAUCGUGACGAACUAUCAAAGGCAGCUGUCACGGCACAAAAGUCAAGCGCUAGUACUACCGCUCUAACGUUCUAUCAGACAUGCAUUUGUCUGCUGCAAGACAAUGCAUGGGAUGAUAGCAAACCCGAUGUUUUUUAUGAGGAAACGAGAGAAUUGCACAUUAGGACCGCUGAGGUGUUGCUUGCCCAAAGACGUACAUCUGAGGCAACAGAGCUUUUAUCCGUGAUCUUUGCCAAUGCACACACACCGGCUUGUAAGGCCCGCGCCUGGGUUUUACAAAGCCGCAUUAAGGCUGAAAACGGUGAGCUUGAUUUGGCUUUGAAUUCUCUACUUUCAGGCUUGAGCGAUCUUGGGGUGAACAUCAAAAGAGACGUCACUUGGGAAGAAGUCGAUGAGGCUUAUAUGCAGCUCAGCACAUAUCUCCUUGAGGCCGACUUGGACGCUUUAUUCUCACGGCCACUUAGCGAUGACCGAACUUUACUCGCGAUCGGGGCUGUUAUGUCAGAGGCGAUAGGCUUGAGCGUCUGGAUGGAGCCCAAGUUGUUUUGCAGAUACGCCGUGGAAUUGAUGAAUAUUUACAUAUCUCGGGGUCCUUUCGCCCAGAUAGCGUAUCUAUGCACACAUUUAAUCAUGAUUGCCACGAGCCGAUACAAAGACAUUGAGUUGGGAAUGAAACUGAGCGAGGCAGCGCUGACUUUCCUCGAACAAUACAAAGAACCAUCUUUUGCAACUCGUGGGAUCUUGAUUCAUAACGCUUUUGUGAAUCAUAUGCGGGUCCCAUUGGCACUGACUCUUCCAAUGCUUGAAAGUUCGAUGCAGACUGCACACAACCUUGGAGACCGUCAUAUAACACUAUUUGCAAUGGGCACUAUGGUGGUCACCGGCUUUUCUCUUGGACAUGACCUCGUAGAGCUUGAACAGCAUUGCAAUUGCGCUAGUGAGGAGGUAAGAGAUUGGGUUGACGACGUACGCGGCGGUCCCAUCAUCUUAGGAAUUAGGCAAGCGGCUCGUGCCCUUCAGGGAAAGACAUACACUAGCAGUCCAGAGCAAAUCAUGUCCGACGACUCUUACGACGAACAGCAAUAUAUGAAAACUCUUGCGUCCAACGGUUCGCAUCCGCACUCGUUGAAUUCAUACCGUGCGAUAAUGCUGGUUCCCCUCUAUCUUUACGGCUACUAUGAUAGAGUCGUAGAUGUUGGCACGGCUAUUGUGAACAAUAUCGAAUGCCUGUGGUCCUCCCGUUUCGCGACACAGACCUACUUUUACCUAUCACUUGCUAUUCUAUCUCGUCACAUUGAAGAUCCGUCUCGACCAGGUUUGGAACAAGAUAUUGAGUUGGUUCAGAAAUAUAAACAAGAAAUCGAUCUUAUGGAAUCGGCCUGCAAUACGAAUUUUGGCAUGUGGUCAUUGCUAGUGCAAGCUUUACUUUGUGAGUUGAAGGAGGACUACUCGGGAACGAUGCAGGCGCUGGAGGCCGCGCUUGAUCAUACUCAGCUUUACAAUUUCCCACUGGAAGAAGCAAUGGCGCUCGAAUUUCAAGUUGAUUUCCUCGUUCGUCGGGGUGCAAGACGGGCUGCGCAGGCGAUUUUGAAGCAUGCAAUUCCUGCGUGGAGUCGAAUGAGCGCCGUUGGAAAAGCUAAGCAGCUAACUGAAAGUCAUGAGUGGCUUUCGAGGAUGGGGACCAUCUCACGAUCUAAAGAAGCUGGGUGCCAAACUCUUGACGCACUAGUUGUUUCUUCGAAUACAGGAUCGGAUGGCAACGGCAGCCAGGCCCGUCUCGAGGACGAGCAUAAUCGGAAGUGGUUAGAACAAGAUCAAGAUUGGGCGGAAGGGACUUUAGAUGUCUCCAGAGUCGGUUUAGAUAUCAUCGAUUUGUCGAGUAUCCUGGAGUUCAGUCAAGUGAUGUCGUCAGAGCUCGAAAUAGACAAGCUUCUCACGAAGAUGGUCGGCAUAAUCUUGGAAUCCUGUAGUGGGUCUGAGAUAGCCCUCGUUAUUACUGAAUUUGAAUCUCAAGGCUGGUGUGUUGCCGCCGCUGGGGAGAUGGAUAAGGGAGAGGUCUCCUAUGCGGACGGUCUGCCCUUUUCUGAGGUCGAAGAUAAAAUGGCCCAGCAAAUCACUCACUACACGUUGCGAACUCGAGAACCAGUGUUGGUUCACAACGUUCUGGAAGACGAGCGAUUUUCGAAUGUUUCCGACGUGUAUGCUAGUCGAAAUCCUGAGGGAAGAUCUGUAAUCGCGCUGCCGAUUCUUCAAGCAAAUAACUUCCUUGGAGUUAUCCAUAUUGAGGGGAAGCCCAAUUCAUUUACUCACCGCAAUUUGGUUGUAUUGCGGCUUGUUUGCAAUCAGGUUGGGAUAUCACUUGUGAAUGCUUUCUUAUUCCGGGAGGCUCGCAAGAUCAGUGCUGCAAAUGCUGCUAUGAUUGAGGCCCAGAAACGAGCAUUGGCACAGGCGCGGGAAGCAGAACAGAAAGCCAAAGAGGCUGAGGCCGAAGCAAGACAUAACGUUAAGCUCAAGGAAGAGGCCGCAAAGGCAAAGUCCAUCUUUUUGGCUAACAUCUCUCACGACUUGCGAACGCCGAUGACAGGAGUCAUUGGUUUAUCUGAACUUCUUAAACAAACAAGCCUAGAUCGCCAACAGGAUGUCUAUGUCGAGUCCAUUCGCGUUUGCGCCGAUACUCUUCUCACCCUGAUCAACGACAUCUUAGAUUUCUCGAAAUUAGAGGCUGGUAAGAUGAAAGUCACUACUGUUCCCCUUAAUCUGAGGCAAACAAUCGCCGAGGUGGUUCGAGCGCUUCGAUACACCCACCGCGACCGUGGGUUGGAGACUAUUGAGGACUUCGACGAUAUUGACCCAGACCUAUUGGUUCUUGGGGAUCCAGUGCGAUUACAUCAAAUCUUUAUGAACCUCCUUAGCAACAGUUACAAAUUCACACCCAAGGGAUCAGUGACGGUCCGAGCCAAGGUUGCUGAGGAGAGCGAAAACACGAUUCGAGUUACUUGCACAGUUGCCGAUACCGGAAUUGGCAUUUCAAAUGACCAUAUGGCCCGACUUUUCCGACCGUUCUCGCAAGCUGACAGUUCGACGGCAAGGUCGUAUGGCGGCAGCGGGUUGGGAUUAAGCAUAUGCAAAGCCAUCAUCGAAGACGUACUUGGCGGGAAGAUUUGGCUGCACUCUGAUGUGGGCGUGGGUACAAAAGUGACUUUUACAGUGACGUUCAAGAAAGCACCACCAGAUGCGGUUGCCAGGACACCUUGGUCCCAGGAUAUCUCUCAAGACAAGAAACAGCAGCCCCAGAAGCGAGUUGUGCGGGAUCUGACUUGCAUUCCUCGCGACCAAAUUCGAGUCUGUAUCGCCGAAGACAAUCCGAUCAAUCAAAAAAUCGCCGUGAAUUUCGUUCAUAAUCUCGGCCUUACCAGCGACGUUUAUAGUGAUGGCCAACAAGCCGUGCGAGCACUGCAACAGCGAUCCAAGGAAGGAAAUCCAUAUCAUGUUGUUCUGAUGGAUGUCCAAAUGCCUGUUCUCGACGGGUACGAUGCAACGCGAAAAAUCCGCGAGGACGAAGAUCCCAAUGUCAAUGAAGUUCUUGUCAUCGCGAUGACUGCGAGUGCCAUCGAAGGAGACCGCGAAAAGUGCAUUGAUGCCGGCAUGAAUAACUACCUAGCGAAACCUGUUAGGUCUGAUGUGUUAAGGGGCAUGCUCGACCGAUACCUCGCGCCGCAAUCGAGACGGUUGACAAGGCCCAAACCUGGUGGUGGCUUUUUGCGGUCCAACCCAUCUAAAACUUCGACAAGGGCAACGUUACAAAUCCGAAGUGCAUCAAACAUCACGGUUCGAGAGGCUUCUGAUGCGGAUCCAAAUAGUGGAAGAGGCGACACUGUAAAAGAGACCGGUGAUACAGAUUCAAACGCGCCAAACGGAGACAGGGAACCAAAUGGCCCUACCGGUACCCAGACUUGA
Messenger RNA from Uncinocarpus reesii 1704, 7080 nucleotides. RefSeq lists its product as uncharacterized. The transcript has 7 exons. Gene Ontology annotation, biological process: phosphorelay signal transduction system; protein phosphorylation. Gene Ontology annotation, molecular function: protein binding; ATP binding; phosphorelay sensor kinase activity. The record is from RefSeq and is a predicted model, not a curated record. Lineage: Eukaryota; Fungi; Ascomycota; Eurotiomycetes; Onygenales; Onygenaceae. Bases 1 to 7080 code for a protein of 2359 amino acids.